Molecule: messenger RNA, 707 nt
Organism: Fusarium redolens
Lineage: Eukaryota; Fungi; Ascomycota; Sordariomycetes; Hypocreales; Nectriaceae
Exons: 2
Coding region: 332-601 (89 amino acids)
Source: RefSeq, a predicted model, not a curated record
ACCAUAAACAGCUCGAUUGGAUGUAUCCAGAAUCUUGACUCCACAGUGAGUUGCCUGACUUGAUAUUACGGGCUUACUCCAGAAUCUGAAUUCUGCUGGCGAAUUAUUCGUUUUGUUUUAUCUCCUGCUACUAUGCCUCUUGAAAUGAGGACGGGUCCGAUGUAGAUUUACAAAUGCCGCCUCACAGUUAUGUCCGAAGUAGACCUUUGCAAGCAUAUAAGCAAGUCAUAAUCACUUUGGCCUAUCCCAUAGAGACUGAUAUCGUCGGUCAAAGCUCUUUCACCGGGUUGAAGCUUUCUAGUUGCACGCUGCCUCGUAAAUCUUUCGCAGAAUGAAACCCGAGAUCAUUGUCGCCAUCGUCAGCUUGGUGGUUUCUCUACCACCAGCGCUUUACACGCUGCAUACAUGGUACCAACGGCGCUCUCAGGCUAUGUAUCACCCUUUUCACCAGAUACAUCUCUCAAGACGCCAUUUGGAACUUCUUUGCUCUAUGUCUGAGCGAGGUAUCACGUUGGUACUUAGGGUUGAAGAAGGCCGACCAGUUCCCCAGAGGGACUCAAUAUUUAGAGCAUCAAACCCUGACAUGACGUCGAGCUGUUGAGCUGUUGAAAGAGUGGCGUUGUGUUCAUAGUGGCUCAGAUCAGGGUCUGGAACAUCCCCGUAAGCAAGGUGACGUUUGGGAGAUCUCCUUUGUGGACAAACACUAC